Xenopus laevis (African clawed frog) is the source of this 1602-nucleotide messenger RNA. RefSeq names its product MNAT1, CDK activating kinase assembly factor S homeolog (gene mnat1.S). NCBI's taxonomy places the organism in Eukaryota, Metazoa, Chordata, Amphibia, Anura, Pipidae. The record is from RefSeq and is a predicted model, not a curated record.
CAAUGAAAUACUAACUGUACAGUGCAUGCACACUCCCCAGAGCUUACAACUCACUGUGUAUAAACUAAACAAUAUCCGCGACAAUAAGGAAAGCAGCAAGAACACAAAACUUAUCAUGAGAAAAAAAAUAACUAGCUUUAUAUCCUUUUUCUUGCCACAUGGCCAUGAAUGUCAGAGCACGGCAGCACUUGCGCUGUUUAUAAACUUCGAGGAAAGCGGAACUAUAGUGAAGCGUAUCAGGUUCCUACCCAGGACAAUAACACAGGCGGACACUGGACGUAGGCGGUCUGGAUGAAAUUGUUCUGUGCAGGCAGGUGAGCAGAAUGGAAGACCAAUGUUGCCCGAGGUGUAAAACUACAAAGUACAGGAACCCUUCUCUGAAAUUGAUGGUGAAUGUGUGCGGACAUACGCUAUGUGAAAGUUGUGUAGAGUUGUUGUUUGUAAGAGGGUCAGGUUCAUGCCAGGAAUGCAAUACUCCACUUAGAAAAAAUAACUUUAAAGUUCAGCUCUUCGAAGAUCCAACCAUAGACAAAGAAGUGGAGAUAAGGAAGAAAAUUCUGAAAAUGUACAAUAAACGUGAAGAAGACUUUCAAUGUCUAAGAGAAUACAAUGAUUUUUUAGAAGAAGUUGAAGAAAUAGUGUUUAAUUUGACCAACAAUGUAGAUCUUGACAAUAGCAGAAGAAAAAUAGAUAUGUAUCAAAAAGAAAACAAAGACACAAUCCAAAAAAACAAGAUAAAAAUGACAAGGGAGCAAGAAGAACUGGAGGAAGCUAUAGAAUUGGAGAAACAUGAAAAUGAGCAGAGGAGGCUUCUUCUCCAGAAAGAAGAGCAACUGCAGCAAGUGAUGAAAAGAAAGAACAAGCAAGAGUUCCUCGACCAGCUGGAAACCUCUCACCUUCCUGCCUCGAUUCUCCUGGCACAACACAAAGGCAGAUCAGUUCAAUUAGAAAUGCAGGCGGAAAAGCUGAAAUCCUUUAAAACUGAUACAUUUUCCACUGGAAUCAAAAAAGGUCACCACAUUGCUUCUAUGCCAGUUACGAAGAUUGAGGAGGCUUUAUAUCAAUACCAGCCUAUUCACAUUGAAACUUGUGGUCCACAAGUUCCACAAAUAGAAAUGCUGGGAAGGCAAGGGUAUCUAAACCAGGUGCGAGCUGCCUCCCCGCAGGAUUUGGCUGGAGGCUACAUUUCUUCUCUUGCCUGUCACAGGGCACUACAGGAGGCAUUUAGUGGACUAUUCUGGCUGCCACAUUAGCCCACGUAUCCCUGGAAGAAAUGGAGACAUUGGCAUGGAAUCACAUGGGCAGAACUGGUAGAACUCCUGCCAUCUGCACCAGCUGCUGAGCACUUACAUAAAGGCAGCCGUGUUUAAGCAACAGAAAUACUGGAGAGAGAAUGUGUUUUGGAAACCUAAAGAAAUGGAAUCUAUUUCUGCUCCUAAAGCACAACUGAAACAACAAGCCACGUCUGAUGGAAUAAUCCCAUUUAGAUCACUGGCAGUUGCAACAUUGUGUUCAUGUUUAAAUAAAAAUCACUUUUAUUAGUCUGCGGCUUUUUUCCCAUUGUACAUGACUUUGGUGAAGAAGUGUUUCUAAUACAUUCUG